Messenger RNA from Zychaea mexicana, 1935 nucleotides. Its product is annotated as Vps16, C-terminal region-domain-containing protein. Gene Ontology annotation, biological process: intracellular protein transport; vacuole fusion, non-autophagic; endosomal transport. Bases 1 to 1935 code for a protein of 644 amino acids. Gene Ontology annotation, molecular function: actin binding. Gene Ontology annotation, cellular component: HOPS complex; cytoplasm; lysosomal membrane. The record is from RefSeq and is a predicted model, not a curated record. Lineage: Eukaryota; Fungi; Mucoromycota; Mucoromycetes; Mucorales; Lichtheimiaceae. The transcript has 14 exons.
AUGACAAGCAGAUAUCAAUUGGUUUCCGUCACCAAUUUUUAUGAACCGCGACCUAAACUCAUGGCCGAAACUGGCUUGGAUACAGAACCGCAUAGCUGGACAGUUAUUCCACCUCAAUACACACUUAGCAGACACGUUGAAGUGCUCAUUGCGACAGGUUCGACAAUUCUUGUUGUUGAUAGUAAAGAAACGGUGGACCAGCGACUUCAACAAGGUCCAUUUACGAAAAUGGCAGUAUCCCCUAAUGGCAAAUUCCUGGCCCUAUUUACCGGUGACGGAAAACUGUGGGUUGUGUCCACCGAUUUUCAAAAGAACUUGUCAGAAUAUGCGACGAAAUCCAAAAUCCCACCACAGCAGCUUGUAUGGUGUGGCACGGAUUCGGUUGUGUUGUAUUGGGAUAAGAUUGUUUUGAUGGUGGGCCCAUUUGGUGAUUGGAUCAAGUUUUCUUAUGAAGAUCCUAUUUUUAUGAUAUCCGAAAUCGAUGGUGUGCGUAUCAUGAGCAACGACAAAUGUGAACUACUCCAAAAAGUACCAGCUGCUACCGAGGAAAUUUUCAAAAUUGGAUCAACUUCACCAGCAGCCAUGCUCUUUGAUGCUUUAGAUCAUUUUGAGCGAAAAAGUCCCAAAGCAGAUGAAAAUAUACGAAGCAUAAAGACAGAGCUUGUGGAUGCAGUGGAUUGUUGUAUAGAAGCAGCUGGCUUUGAGUUUCAACACUAUUAUCAACGCGCACUUUUAAAGGCAGCGUCGUUUGGUAAAUGUUUUCUGGAUAACUAUAACGCCGAUCGGUUUGUGGAGAUGGCCCAAUCCUUGCGCGUUUUGAACGCCAUUCGAUAUUAUGAUAUCGGUAUACCGCUCACAUAUGCACAAUAUAAGCGCUUAUCACCAGAUUCAGUGGUGGAUCGCCUUGUUUGUCGUAACCAUCAUCUGCUUGCAGUGCGUAUUGCUGAAUAUCUCAAAGUACGAUCCGACAAGAUCUUGAUCCACUGGGCAUGUGCUAAGAUCAAAUCGUCCUCUGAAGACGAAGAUACCAUUUGUCGUAUGAUUGUUGAAAAACUUAUCAAGAAACCUGGAUUGUCUUAUGCAGAAAUUGCCAAAACAGCAUACAACUCGGGUCAAACUCGACUUGCAACAAAGCUAUUGGAUUAUGAACCUCGAGCAGCGGAUCAAGUGCCUUUGCUCAUGUCAAUGGAAGAAGAUGAGAUGGCUCUUUUCAAGGCUAUUGAAAGCGGCGAUACAGAUCUAGUAUAUCUGGUCAUAUUUACUUUAAAACGAAAACUUCCCUUGGGCGAGUUCUUCCGAAUGAUCAACAACAAGCCUUUGGCAUGUAGUUUACUGGAAGUGUAUUGUAAGCAACAAGACAAGGAACUACUAAAGGAUUUCUAUUAUCAAGACGAUCGUCGAGUAGAAAGUGCAAAUGUUAUCUUAUUGGAAGGAUUCGAGCAGGAUGAUAUCGCGGAACGGAUAAGUAAUCUCAAGAUUGCCAGCAAGACAUAUCAGGAUGAUAAGGAUCGCGCAUUUGAAGCCAAGGCUACGGAUGAAGGAAUCAAGUUGUUACAAAUGCAGCAACAACUUGAGAAAGAUACACACCAACCAUUCACCGGCUUAUCUGUCAGUGAAACGAUCUAUAAAUGCACAGUGCUCGGCCAGCAGAACAAGGCAUCAAAAGUCAAGAGCGAAUUUAAAGUACCUGACAAACGCAUGUGGUGGAUCAAGCUACGAGCACUGGUCGAAGUUCGUGAUUGGGAAAAUUUGGAAAAGUUUGCAAAGAGCAAAAAAUCACCUAUCGGCUAUGAGAUUGGGGCGUUCAAGGAGGCAGGAGAGCAGGCAUUCCUUAACAAGGAUAUGGAAGGAUUAAAACAAGUACGGGCUAAAUGCAGCAAUCAUAUUGUUGCUCAAGAAAUCGAUUCCUUGUUGGCACAACUUAGUGCCAAAUAA